Molecule: messenger RNA, 1576 nt
Organism: Hemicordylus capensis (graceful crag lizard)
Lineage: Eukaryota; Metazoa; Chordata; Lepidosauria; Squamata; Cordylidae
Gene: PSMC3
Product: proteasome 26S subunit, ATPase 3
Exons: 12
Coding region: 136-1404 (422 amino acids)
Biological process (GO): proteasome-mediated ubiquitin-dependent protein catabolic process
Cellular component (GO): proteasome regulatory particle, base subcomplex
Molecular function (GO): proteasome-activating activity; ATP binding; ATP hydrolysis activity
Source: RefSeq, a predicted model, not a curated record
AGGAAGACUUGGUGACUGAGGUCAAGGAGAAGUCUUCGAUGCCCUGACGUCGAAAAUCGUCGCCGGCGCUGUUUUCACACAAGCGUGUGAAUCGGCAGCUGCGAACACUCAGCCUGCCUUAUCUACAGAGGAAAGAUGGCGUCGGUCUGGGAUGAGGCGGAGGAUGGAAUUGGUGAGGAGGUGUUGAAGAUGUCCACAGAAGAGAUUGUGCAGCGCACACGUCUGCUGGACAGUGAGAUCAAGAUCAUGAAAAGUGAGGUGCUGAGAGUAACCCAUGAGCUACAAGCCAUGAAAGAUAAGAUCAAAGAGAACAGCGAGAAAAUCAAAGUGAAUAAAACUCUGCCAUACCUUGUUUCCAAUGUAAUAGAGCUGCUGGAUGUUGACCCCAAUGACCAGGAAGAAGAUGGAGCAAAUAUUGACCUUGAUUCUCAAAGAAAGGGCAAAUGUGCUGUGAUCAAAACCUCUACCCGUCAGACUUACUUUCUACCUGUGAUUGGGUUAGUUGAUGCUGAGAAGCUAAAACCUGGGGAUCUAGUGGGAGUGAACAAAGAUUCUUACCUGAUUCUGGAGACCUUGCCUACAGAGUACGACUCACGGGUGAAAGCCAUGGAGGUGGAUGAGAGGCCUACUGAACAGUACAGUGAUAUUGGAGGACUGGAUAAACAGAUCCAAGAGCUAGUAGAAGCCAUUGUCCUGCCAAUGAAUCAUAAAGAGAAAUUUGAAAACCUGGGUAUCCAGCCUCCUAAAGGGGUACUCAUGUAUGGACCCCCAGGAACAGGGAAGACCCUCUUAGCCAGAGCAUGUGCUGCACAGACAAAGGCUACAUUCUUGAAACUGGCUGGCCCACAGCUGGUGCAGAUGUUCAUUGGAGAUGGAGCCAAGUUGGUGCGUGACGCCUUUGCAUUAGCCAAGGAGAAAGCACCAUCCAUCAUAUUUAUUGACGAACUGGAUGCCAUUGGCACAAAAAGAUUUGACAGCGAGAAGGCUGGUGAUCGAGAAGUACAGAGGACCAUGUUGGAACUGCUGAACCAGCUUGAUGGAUUCCAACCCAACACACAAGUCAAGGUGAUUGCUGCAACCAACCGUGUGGAUAUCCUAGACCCUGCUCUACUCCGCUCAGGACGGCUGGAUCGCAAGAUUGAGUUCCCAAUGCCCAAUGAAGAGGCCAGAGCCAGGAUUAUGCAGAUCCAUUCACGCAAGAUGAAUGUCAGCCCUGAUGUGAAUUAUGAAGAGUUGGCUCGUUGCACAGAUGACUUCAAUGGUGCACAGUGCAAGGCUGUGUGUGUGGAAGCGGGGAUGAUUGCCUUGAGGCAUGGAGCCACGGAGCUCACUCAUGAAGACUACAUGGAAGGAAUCUUGGAAGUCCAAGCCAAGAAGAAAGCUAAUCUACAAUAUUAUGCUUGAUUAUUGCAUCAAAGCUGGGUAUUAAGGCCUUGGUGGAGAGACCAGGAUCAAAACAGUUGAAAUGGAACUGUCUUACUUUCUUUUACUUAAUGGAAUGGGAAGAAAAAAUAAUAAUAAAGGGUUCACCUUGCCUAAGGCAGCUGUUACAUGGCUCCAGGGUGAACAAAAAGAA